Messenger RNA from Topomyia yanbarensis, 684 nucleotides. RefSeq lists its product as uncharacterized. The coding region runs from base 1 to 684 and encodes 227 amino acids. The transcript has a single exon. NCBI's taxonomy places the organism in Eukaryota, Metazoa, Arthropoda, Insecta, Diptera, Culicidae. The record is from RefSeq and is a predicted model, not a curated record.
AUGGAGGAAGGGUUCACGAAGGUUGACAAUAAAAGUCCACUUCUGAAGGAUGCAACCAAAUACAGGAGUCUAGUUGGAGCUUUGUUGUACAUUGCGGUAUGUGCCAGACCGGACAUAGCAGUGAGCGCAUCGAUACUCGGAAGGAAUGUUAGUGCACCACGAGAGGACAAUUGGGUAGCGGCCAAACGUGUGGCCCGUUAUUUAAAGACAACGAAACACUUGCACUUACAGUACGGAAAUACGACCGGAAAACUAAUCAGGUAUUCCGAUGCGGACUGGGCUCAUGAUAACAAAACCCGGAAGUCAACAACCGGAAAUAUUUUUUUGUAUACUGGUGCAGCGAUAUCUUGGGUAAGUCGUCUACAAGGUUGCGUAACUUUGUCAUUCAUGGAGUCUGAGUACGUUGCUCUGAGCGAGGCCAUUCAAGAGGCAGUUUGGCUUCGAAAGCUGCUUGAAGACUUUGGCGAACCACAGAUAGAUCCUGUUAUAAUAUUUGAGGGCAACCAAAGCUGCAUUAAGUUCGUUGGAUCAAAAAGAAUCAGUCGGCGAUCGAAGCACAUAGAAACCAGGAAAUAUUUCGUGAAGCAAUUGUGCGACGACAGUGUGCUGAAACUGGUCUACUGUCCUGCUGAGGAGAUGGUAGCUGAUGCACUUACCAAACUGCUGGGUAGGAUCAAGUUGUAA